AUGCAGCCCUUUAGCAUCCCGGUUCAAAUUACGCUCCAGGGCAGCCGCAGGCGCCAGGGGAGGACAGCCCUUCCUACCUCAGGGAGGAAGAGAGACACAGACUCCCGUGAUGGAGACCUGGCAGAUGUGCACCGGAAGCUGCCGUCCAGCGCUGGUGAGGACCGAGCCCUGCUGCUUGGGUUUGCAAUGAUGGGCUUCUCCGUCCUAAUGUUCUUCCUGCUUGGAACAACCAUCCUAAAGCCUUUCAUGCUCAGCACUCAGAGAGAAGAAUCCAACUGCACUACUGUCCACACACACAUCACCGAGGACUGGCUGGACUGCACUUUCCCCUGCGGCACCGACUGCCGAGGGCAGGGGAAGUUCCUGUGUCUGCAGGUGUUUGUGAUCCUCGCCCAUUCUGGUCAGAAAGUCCUGCUACAUUAUAAUGAAGAGGCUAUCCAGGUAAAUCCCAAGCGUGAUGUUACAGACUGCAAAGUUAAAGAAAAGCAGACAUUGACAGUUUCUGAUGAGCACAAACAGGAAGUGCAGUCACAGGCCAAACUUCUUGCUAGGAAAAGAAAGAUGGGGAAGAGGUCUUAAAUUUAUUGAUACUGUAUUACUCUAUAUGCUCAACAUAAUAACACAUGCAUCUUGCUGUGUCAGAUACUUUUUGGGCCAUCAUUAAAAGAACAUUAAAAACAUUUUUCUUCUAACUAAUGCAGUAUACCACAGGAUGUAAUUCACUGAAUGACAAAAUAUAGAGAAAUAGAAUUGCUACUAUUAUAGAAUUGCUUCUAUUUAUAGGGCCAAAAAGGGGUAGUUCGAGCUCCUUGUUGAAGUGUUCAAAGUAAACAUUGGAUGUGCGAGUAAGCAGUCUUCUCUGGUAGUGUCACAUUCCCCAAGAUACUAAAAUUUUGUUAUGCCCCAACAGGAUAUGUUUCUUAGAUUUUAUUCAAUCCAAUUAAGUCUGAGGAUUGAACCACAUGAAACUAUUAACUUCAUUUGAAACUUGGGUUCUGUAGCCAAAAGCAUUUCUAGAAAUCAGAUGAAGACUUGAGUCCUCCAACCACUCUUAGAAACAUCAAUCUAGUAAGGGACUUUUUCUUAUGAGAUCAUAGAUACUGACCACAUUUGGAAACUCAAACUAGAAUUAAGCUUAGUUAUCAUAUUUUAAUAUGAAACAAAGAUUUUAUGCUUCUUGCUAAUCUAGAAAAAUUAACAAAAAUAAUACCUAAAAAUAUACACGGUUCUUAACAAAACCACAAAAUUAUUGUACUGACAAAUUAUAUAAGGUUGCAGAUAGUCAUAGACUUAAAUUGGUUUGAAAAAUACAUUUAAAAACCUUUUCUGUACUUACCUACAUGAGAAAUGGAGUAUACUGUUGGUAGUGAAAAUCAGUUACCUAACUACACUAUAUGUACAGAGGAAUAUCUUUUACUAUUGUUCUCCACUAAAAUUUGUAUAUGUAGUUGUGUAAGAAUCAAGCCAGAAAUGUCCUUAUGGCUCACACCUGUUGCUUUAUGCUAAUUAGCAGGAAUAGAAUAUUAACCUACCUAAAAUCAAGCAAAAGAAAUGCACAACGCUAAUAAAAAGGAAGUGCAAACCUUAGUCAAGUGCAUACAUGAAGGCAAUGUUUAUUCAAAGACUAACAUCCCAACUUGGGAGACUCCUAAUAAAUUCUGAACGCUUCUGAAUUUUAGAACCUUGAUAUUUGUUUAUACCUUUUAAAAGAUGCCUCUUGACCAGGGCUAGCAAGCAGUGUGUAUACAAAUAGAAAUGUGUCAAAGUAUACACACAACCAAAUGCACUAAUAAUAAAGAAAACAAAAUGAAUUUCAAAUACCAAGUUUAAGAAUCUAGUACCAUGAGCCUCCCCACACUAGAGCAUUUUCCAAAUGGCUACAGCAGUGAUUAAAUUUUAGCCAGAACAUUUUUUUUUAGUGUCUUCUGUACCAUUAAAAACAAGGCAUGCUAACUCUGACUAUAUAAAUCUAAAAUACAUUGAUCUGAAAGAAAUUCUGCAAUACAUGUAUCAGAGCCUGGAGUAUUGAACUGUGACAUCUGUAUUCUUCUCUAUUAACCUCUUUAGGCAGAGUUAUCAAUCCAAUUUUAUCAGGGCCAGAGUUAUCUUGAGCUAAACCCCAUAAUCUUUUCAGAGAGUGAAAAUAACAUUGUUAAAAAAAGAAAAGAAAACAGGCUUCCCAGGCCAUGGCACGUAAGAUAUAUUUACAAUUUUUAAUGUAAUAAUUAAAAAUGGUUUUCUGCUUGUAUUUAAAAAAGAAAAAAGAAAAAAAACCAGCUCAGCUGUAUUAUUAUGUCACCAGGAAUGAUUAUCUGAGGAUGCUGUCAGUGCUAAGUUUUACAGUUCAGCCUUCACAAUCCUAUUCUGGAUGAAGGAAGAGUUACUUUUUUUUGUAUACACAAUACACUCUCACAACUUUCAGGCUUCUCUUGGACACGCCCUGUCUGAGAUGGACAUAAAGAAUGUAAUUCAUUCAAACUCCUCCUCCCUGUUCUGCCCCUCCCUUCACAUUCUCCUCUUCUCAAAAACAUCUGAAGUAUGAAAGUUGUCUUUAAAUAGCAGAAGCACCACAGUCUGUUAACACCACACAUUAUCUUUAAACCAAAAUAUUUUAGUGAUGUCUUGGACAUCAAAAUAAUUUUUUAAGGUGGACUGAGUGUGUGGGACCAGCCCAGGUCUGCGAGUCUGUGCAGACAUAGAAAUGAGAGGAACUUAAUUAUAUUCAGAAACAGUUAACAGACUAGCUUUAAAAUACUGGUGGAAAGAGUUGACAGGCAUGGGCUAUUGACCAAAAUAUGAAUUAAACAGAUUUACAAAGUAAUUAAGAAAAGAAACAAAUUCAAGUUUAUGUGCUGUGAAGUUUCCAUGGUGCCUUUAAAAUAGGCUGCUCACAAUUUUUUUAUAAAAUGCCAAAUCAUUCAAUUUUUGAUGGAAAAAAGAAUACAGAUGGACUGUGUUUUACCUAUGUGAAAGUUACCACCAAUCCAUUUAAAAUAAAAUCCAAGAGGGUAUGUACAAUCUAAUCAAGUCAUUUUUCCUGAUUAAUAAGAACUACACUUUACACAAAAUACUUUAUCAGCAGCUGUUUUCAUCAAAAAACCAAUAGUUUUCACAGUUGAAAAAGUUACACAUUAAAAUAUUUUACAAUUCAUUGUAUAUUCACCAGGUUCCCAUUUCCUAAUGGGCUUUUAAUAUAAAGCAGAAUAGAAGGGAAAACCUCAAAGUUGGUUACCUUGACACUAAGUUUUACAUAGGACACUAAGGAACACAAAAAAUGUAGGUUCUAUCAUAAAAUAGCAACCAAAUUCCAUUCUUCUUUUAAAAAUCCAAUUAGAAACAUCUUUAAAAAAAAAUUCCACAAUAAGAUUAACAGAUUUCAAAUUAACACCAAUCUAAAAAUCUUCAAAAUAAAUGUUUUUUUUUUUUAUAGCUGAAUAUAUGGCAAAAGGUUAAAACAUGAUUUUCACAGUUAUUUCUUGCUACCAUGUGUUUCAAAUCAAGUUUUAUUUUCCUUUAGACAUUUUUCUUUUCUCCAAAAUAAUUACUGAAGGAAAUAUUUCUCAAGUGACCCAAAGAAAGUGUUGAGCCAAUAGUCACACCGCCUUCACUGACAAUGAUCGUUGGUUACAGGAACUGUCCAGUCCAUAUGCUGAAAGGAGCAGAAGCGGCCAUGUUAGCGCUGAUUUGAAAUAGGUCCUAUUCAUAGCGUUUAACUCAAUUUUGGGCUAUCUGACUUUCUGAACAUUAUCUGUCCCUCAUUUCUUUCUUAGAUCACUUAAUCUAUAUUCUUUAUAGGAUUUGUCUAUACUUUUUCAAAUAGAACUUGAAGUAAUUACUUGUAGUAAUUCUUGAAAAUAAAUGUAAAUGAUAAAAUAUGCUAUGUGGAGUCUGUUUUAAUGGUGGAGAGGUCCUGGGAGAAGCGGGGACAACUAUCUGGAAUGAUGUAAAAAAAAAAAAAAUGCAAAAAUGUUGAGCAAGGAGGCUCAAGGCUUUAUGGCACUCAGGUAAAACACAGUUCUCUGUUAAAUCUUCAGUUUCCACCUCAAAGUUUCAGAUUUGUACCAUUUCUUUGAGUUUUCUUAUUAUUAUUCCCUGAUAUAGAAAAGACUGGGAUGUUAGUAUAUAUCAACUGUAUGUAUCUAAAUGACAAAAUAUUGUGAAGUUUUAGUAAGUUCUGAAAUCUUCUAGAUCUCAAAACAAUAACAACAACAACAACUACUAUCUGGUUUCCUGCUUAAAACAGAGUUUAAAUUCUGCUUAACCAUUUGAAGACAGUUUACAGAAAUAAAUUCAUUAAUCUUCAAAUUUAUUUUUCUUGUUGGCAAUAUUAUAUACAUGCUUUAAUGAAGUACCUAAAUCUUUGAUAAUUAUUCCCUUUAAGGGUUCUAAAAUUGCCAGAUAUUAAGAGUAUUUGUAUUAGAGUCCCUUGUUCACUAUUCAAGACUUCUACUAUAGAUAAUAGAUUUCAUAAAUGAGUAUUUUUAACGUGAUGCUGUUUUACUAGCGCAUACAGUGUUCACUCUUUAUAUAAAAAAGUUGUUUUCCAAUAAUAUGCCUAAUCUAGAAAACUGUCAGUAAACUAUUGCACUUAUUUUGGUGUGGCACCUGGACAUUUGCUAAAGCUAAUUUCCUAGGACAUUAACUAUUCAUCUCAAAUACUAAGUAAAAUAUCAGAAUCUAGAGAGAUGAGUAGCACUAGCCCUCUAUCUGGGUAAAGACUUUUCAGAAUGUUGAAGAAUGUGUGCUGUGCCUGGAUGGCAUUCA
Molecule: messenger RNA, 4764 nt
Organism: Nycticebus coucang (slow loris)
Lineage: Eukaryota; Metazoa; Chordata; Mammalia; Primates; Lorisidae
Gene: KCNMB3
Product: potassium calcium-activated channel subfamily M regulatory beta subunit 3
Exons: 4
Coding region: 1-579 (192 amino acids)
Biological process (GO): detection of calcium ion; potassium ion transport
Cellular component (GO): membrane; voltage-gated potassium channel complex
Molecular function (GO): calcium-activated potassium channel activity; potassium channel regulator activity
Source: RefSeq, a predicted model, not a curated record